AUGUACCAAUAUCUUAAAGAGCGCUUUGGCACCAUUACACCCUCACAACCACGUACGCGAUCCACAGUCAAAGAUCGUAACAUGGAACACUUGAGACGGAGGAAAAACGCCCUAAAGAAAAGGUUAAAGAAAGCAUUAAGAAAUGACACAAAAGAAGAAGAUAUUUUCCAGAUACGCAAAGAAUUCGCUUAUGUAAUGAGAUUGCACAACAAAAUCCGCAAGCUUCUUGAGAAGAAAACAAAAAGAAGAAAUAAGGAAAAAGCAAGCAACAGUUUUCGGAAAGACCCGUAUGGCUACAGCAAGCGCCUCCUUGAACCAACUAAAAAACAAGAAAUUCAAUUUUCCAAAAAUGACGCAGAAACGUACUACAACACCAUAUACAAGGACGCAGAAAGAGACAGAACUUUCGAAGCCACUGAAAGCAUGGACCGGCCCCGACAACCGACGUUUCCGAUAUCGACUGCUCCACCAAAAUGGCAUGAAAUGCAGUCGAUCAUCAGGAAAACAAGGAACAAAUCGGCUCCCGGCCCAAAUGGUAUCCCGUAUAUCGUCUACAAGAAGUGUCCACGCAUUAUGGGCCACGUUUUCAAACUCUUCGUCAGAAUUUGGAAAAGCGGCAAAAUACCACACCAAUGGAGAACUGGAAGGGUGACCUUGAUCCCCAAAAGUGACAACCCAUCAAGCCCAGGGGAAUGUAGGCCUAUCGUUCUCUCAAACGCAAGUGGCAAACUAUUUUUUCAAGUAAUCGCAAGACGUCUGCUUAAAUUCUUAGUAACUAACGACUACCUUCAAACUUCAGUACAAAAAGGAUUUCUGCCAGGUAUAUCAGGGUGCGUCGAACACACCCAGGCACUGAUGGAAGCUCUCCAAGACGCCAAGCGCCGAAAAAAGGAAAUCACCGUCUGCUGGCUGGAUCUGGCUAACGCAUAUGGCUCAGUCAGUCACAACCUCAUCCAGUUUGCAGCUGAGUGGUACCACGUCCCUGAUAUACUUCGGAAGAUCAUCCACAGCUACUAUGAUGACCUCGCUGUCAAGAUAUCAACACACGAAUGGACGACCGACAAAAUCAGUUACGAGCAAGGGCUAUUUCAAGGCUGCCCUCUGUCAGUGGUCCUGUUUCUGAUGGUUUUUCAAAUAUGUCUCGAUCAACUUAGCAAACAUAGCAACCGCGGGUACAACGUCGGCACUGGAUCGCCCCACAAUCAACGGGCCUAUGCAGACGACCUCACUCUCAUCGCAAAGAACAAAACGUCAGCAGAGAUGAUGCUCGCCACGGUUGAACAUUUCUUGCGGUGGUCAGCAACCAUGAGAGCAAAACCAGCAAAAUGCAGAUCAUUAUCAUUCGUCAAAAUCCCGGGCACGUCUACAAUGGCUCCAACCGAUCCAGAGCUCUUCAUCCACGGCGAGGCGAUCCCUUUCAUUCAUCAAGAGCCAAUGAAAUUUCUGGGUCAGCUGAUCUUCAAGGACCUGUCAGACACCUCAGUCAGAAACGCCACCACGGACAAGCUGCUGCUGAUGUUGAAGACGGUCGACGCCGAUCCUGUGCCAAAUACAGGGGCCAUCCUGGCCAGGUUCGCGGUACGGUCAGCUCUGGGGACCGCCAUGGGCACGUCGACCGGUCACGCACAGAAGGACGGUCGCGAUCCGGAGCACGGCCGCGACCCGGAGCACGGCCGGCUGACGGUGGCCACGCUGGCCGUGGGCGGCUGGCUGACGUUCAGCGGCGUGCAGUGGCGCACGCUGCCGCGCCACCACUGUCUGCUGGCCGCGCUGCCGGUGGCCGUGUUCGCCCUGGCCGCCGCCGGGAUGCUGCUGUUCCCGUUACAGGCGGACGGCGUGCGGCGUCUGCUGGAGGCAGGGGCCCAGUACGGAUUCCUCGUGCAGUCCGUCACCGUGCUGGCCGUGUUCGUCCGCCGCCGUAAAAGUCUGCUGCGUCUGGAGUCGGCUCUGACGCGGCUGGAGCGGCGCGCCGGCCGGCCCCGUCCCGGCUGGCGGCGCCGGCUGCACGUGCGCCUGCUGCUCGUCUGGCUGCUGGCGGCCGGCGCGCUGGCGCUCUGGUACUGCUUCCUCCUGGUGCCGGCGCGCUUCCACCACCCGUACUACAUGGUCAGCAUGUUCGUACCGGAGCUGCUCCACCGGCCGCCCGCCUACUGGAUCGUCAUCGCCUACCAGAUGGUGUUGAUAUUUUUCUCCUGCUGCCUGGCGGUAACGUUCGACUCGUGCUGCUACAUCUGGAUGGACGCCAUCAGCUUCCACCUAUCCGCCAUCACAGAGCUGGUGAGCGGCGCCCCGGCCGACCGCCGGCGUCGCACCGUCGCCGCCGACGGCACCAAACCGACGCCCACCACGGGACCAGCCGAGAGGCGCGUCGGCGUCGACGGGAGGUGGGCCCUGCCGACGGAGAGGAGACGCUCGCAGCAGGAGCAGAACGGCCUGCGCCGGCCGGCGGGCGACGCUGACGGGCUGGUGCGUAUAGAGGUCUCGGAAAACCUGAAGACGAAGAGCGCGCAGGUGCCGCGAGACUGGCCGGACGGCAGGGAGGAGGCCCCGGCGGAGACGACUGUGGACUCGGUGGAGAGGACACUGGAGCUCGCCACCCUGUACUACUCAGACGUUCGCAGUUUUCUGGAGUCCGUGAACGAGGUCUGUGGGACGUCGCUGUUCAUGGCGCACGCCGCUGCAGUAUCGGCGAUCCUGUUCGCGGCUUACUACGUGAUUGGUCUAAUAUUCAGUCUGUCGGUGCGCUGCAAUCAGCUGGUAAUGGUUCAGGCGGUCGCUGUCAUUGUGUACGUCAGCCUCUUCCUGAUCCGCGUCAUACUGCUUUCGGUGGACGGUUCUGGCAUCAUGGAACGGAAUUCAGCCCUAACAGACGCGCUCGUUGAUGUGGGCGGAUCGACGCUGAGCAAAGGAGCGAACCGACAGCGCAAAUCCAUGCUGCAGAAAACCAAACGACCGUUCUGUGUGGAUGUCAUCGGGUUCUUCGCAUUGCAAAAGUCCAAUGUUCUUUCGAUACUGAGCUUCGUCCUGACGUACAUCAUCAUACUGAUGCAGAUGGGAACCCUGCAGGGCUUCGACGGCGACAUCGCACACGGCCCAGAGCAGAACAGUGGUGAACUGGACGGCACCCAGUAACGCGCACACUUCUUAUGACCGCACUACAUCUUUAACGAAUCCCGUGAUUGUAUUCGUGCAACUGAAACUUUCGCUGCGAUACUUUGUGAAGUGGAUUGAAAAAAAUGGCAUGCACUUAAUGAUGUGGACUUUCAAUAAAGUCAAACCAUCAACAUCG
Amphibalanus amphitrite is the source of this 3289-nucleotide messenger RNA. RefSeq lists its product as uncharacterized. The transcript is spliced from 8 exons. Gene Ontology annotation, biological process: sensory perception of smell. Gene Ontology annotation, molecular function: olfactory receptor activity; odorant binding. Lineage: Eukaryota; Metazoa; Arthropoda; Thecostraca; Balanomorpha; Balanidae. The record is from RefSeq and is a predicted model, not a curated record. Gene Ontology annotation, cellular component: membrane. The coding region runs from base 1 to 3132 and encodes 1043 amino acids.